AUGAAGCGUGUAAUAGCGUCCGACUCCGUGUUUGACAUUUCCCAUGCUCUGUGCGUACGAGAGUAAUGUGUGUAUGAAAUGCAACUGCAGCCUGCAGCAGCUUGUGCCUUGUAGGUGUUCACUGUUCAGCCAUCGUUGGUGCCUCAGUACACACUGAGCUUAUAGCCAAUUUACGUCGCGUUUCGAGCAUGUCUGCGUCAUUCUUAUCGUCCGAUUAUAGUUGAAGGAAAAAAAGAGCAGUCAGCUAACCAAACAGCUCUGCGAAACUGCAACGACUCGAGUGCGCGUGUGUAUAUGUGUGUAUGUGCUCCAGCAAACUCCAUUAUACAGAUGUAACAGCUCCACUUUCAAUAAUUUUUUUUUUAUCAACUUCUUCUCAGCACGUUUGUCGACAACAUCCGCUUCGAGUGAAACGACGUCUUUGAUGAGAAUCGACGAGCGACAGCUGAAAAACAAUGAACCAACAGCGAUCCUUUGUGGCUGCGUCAUUUGCUGCAUUUCUUAUCUGCCAAGUUGUGUCAGCUGAAGGAUAUGUCAAACUUACACACGAUGGCCCUGUCACACUUGGUGGCACUAUCACUUUUAAGGCUGAGUUAGUAAAUAGAAGAGGAGAACCUCCAUCAGGCUCUUUCAGGUACACUUGGAAAGAUGAUGCUCUUAUUCAACAUUUUUAUCAGACUGAUAAAACAGAAAAUACAACCAGUUAUUUUAGUGUAAGUUACCAAUCUCCUGAAUAUCAUGUGGGCUCUUAUAAAAUGGAAGUAUAUGUAUGUAAAUUUCAAUACUUGGGUUUGUAUUGUGAAGAAUAUACUAGUAGAAGAGUGCAGUUUGAUGUGACUCGUUUAUUAAACGGCGAAGUUGCAAUUGAACAGUAUAACAAAACUUUAACUAAUGAGUUUGUAUCGUCAAGUGAAGAAGCCAAAUUAAUAUUAGAUCUACACAAAGGAGAUUACGAGUAUAUCACUAAAGCAGCUACUUCCAUCUCUACCUAUUGGUUUAUAGAUUGUCACAGAGUCAAUUCAUCCAACAACUUUAGAUUGGAUUAUAAUUUCACUAAAGCUGAUACUUUUCACACUAUUCAAGCUCUUGUGGAAGCUUCUUUUGAUCCUCCUACUACAACUGCAGCUCCGACAAAUAUAACAACAACACCAACACCAAUGACAGAUAAUUCAACUAAACCAGUUACUCAACAAACAAAUUCCUCUGUAAAUGUUACUACCAUUCCUUCUACAACAACAACUACACCAUUACCAUCAACCACAACCAUUGCAACUGCUACAAUUUCUUCUGGAAACAAUACAAAUAAUACAGUGCCUCUAUUGGGAAAUCUAACUCACCCUUUUGUAUGUGGUUCUAAUAUUAAUCCAGAAGCAAAUAAAACUUAUGGCUAUUUUCAAAAACAAAUCAAAACUAGAGCUCCAAUUUCAAAUUUAAAAACAGAAGGUGUGAUUUAUAUCAAGCCAUGGGAUUUACUUUCCCUUGCUGUUUCUUGCAAUGGAAGUGGACCUUUUCAAAAGUGUGUGAAAAUAAUUGUUGGACAAUACAAUGUCACAGGAAAUGAAACUUGUAAAGACCCAGAAGUUUUGAAGUCAUGUGAAUUCUCUAUAUCCCAUUAUUUUCUUGAUGCUCAAGAAUAUACAGUGCUCAUAAUAGUAUCUAAUGAAGUCAGUACAAGAAUUCAUCCUGUUGCUGUCAACAUUUCUCCUGUAAAACCUACUGCACAAUUAUCAGUAAUUGUAGUGCCAGUGUCGUGUUCAUUGGUAGCCAUUGUUGUUAUAGUUUUUGGAAUUGCCUACUAUGUACAGAGCAAAUCCCGCUACACCGUUGAAGUAGCCGAUUUUGAUUUUGCUCAGAGUACUACAGACAUGGAAUACAAAACGUUUACCGAACGACUUCGUGAUUCUUUCAAUAACGCAGGCUACACACAACUCAAUAAUUCUCGAGAGGGCCAAUGACACAGUGCACAAUUUAAAACAGAAAUUUGAAAAUGAAGGAGUUAAAUGAAAGUAACAAAACUGAGACAAUGAUGAAAUUUCACAAUGUUGAAGCUGUUUACUUAGAUACAUAUUUUGAAUGUCAAAGCUGCUACAGUAUUUCACUAUAAGUAAAAUAAUGUUAACAAAAAAAGAAAAAAUAUAUGCAUGAAACAAAGCCCGUGUACAUAACAAGAAUGAAAAAUACUAGAAAGUGAAAAAAUAUGAAUGAUGUUACUUGAAAAGGCUGUGAGUGCAAUGACUAUAAGAGCCAACAAAUAUUUUGGUUGAGAAAAAGAGUGUAUGAAUUAUACCCAACAUGUACGUUAUGUCAAAUGGUUUAACGACUGCUUGUGUGUUUUACACGAUAUUUUGAAAAAAAAAAAAAUUUACAAAAUAAUCUUUUAUUUUAAUUUUUAAUACAAUUUUAACGAUAAGACAAGCCAAUUUUACGAAACAAAAUUGUUUAAUUUAGUCAUAAUUUUAAUGAAAUUGUAAAUUAUAAAUUGCGUUAAUUACAGUGUUAUAAGAUUUUUUGUUAUUUCAUAAAUUUAAUUUACACAUAUGAUUUGUACAUAGAUAAAAUAUAUAUUUACAUAAAAUAUUUUUCUCGCUACUUGGACGCAGGCUAAUUUGCGAAUGGCCUUUUAUUACAUGAUUUUGUAUAUAAUUUGUUUAAAUAAAUUUUCGUAAACGAAAA
This is a messenger RNA of Trichogramma pretiosum, 2673 nucleotides long. RefSeq lists its product as uncharacterized. The record is from RefSeq and is a predicted model, not a curated record. The coding region runs from base 456 to 1955 and encodes 499 amino acids. NCBI's taxonomy places the organism in Eukaryota, Metazoa, Arthropoda, Insecta, Hymenoptera, Trichogrammatidae. The transcript is spliced from 7 exons.